AUGACACUGCGUCUCACUUCUGCUCCAGUCUCAGGUAUUCAAAAGAAAAGAUCUGUGACCUCAAAAUCCCGAGCCUCACCCUUCGCCACUCAUGCGCGCCGACAGCCUACCUCUGCCGCAGUCGGCAGAAAGCCCGCUGCUGCAGAACUAGGUCUAGAUGAGCCCCUCGGUGAUAUAGGUAGGUCGGAUUACAUCACUCACUCUGCACGUGUUGGGAAUGUGGAAGAAGCGAUCCGAUACGUCGGAACGAAGAUUUUCGACGAGCUCCCCGAAAGAGCGGGAAUGAAUAGUACCCGAAUCGCAGAAGUCCUAAAUCUGCGCCGAUCGCUCCCCCCUCUCGCUUCAGUUGCGCAUGUACAUACCUUGAUGGAUGCACCGACACAGGUAGAACGAGAGAUUGUCGAACUCGUUAAAUCAGGUCGUGUUCGGCGCCUAAUCGUCCCAGGGCGUGGUAAUGACGCAGCCGACCUGGGCGAUUGCUUAGUACUUGCUGAAGACUGGGAGAAGCUAGUGCGAGAUAGCUCGGCACUAAAUAUAGAUGUUAAGGAGAAGUUUAUUGACAUCCUUAACCGUAUCGGGAAUUGUACCGCUAUCUCGCAGAGUAUAUUCACAAUCGACGAGUAUAGGGCUCUAAUGCGUGCUGGAUUUCUUGUAUCAUCCUCUGUUAUCACGCAGGGGUCGUUGAAUGUAGCAUCUCUUCCCAGUUUACCCACCGUCGCAUUCUCGUCGGCCAGUAGGAGGGAACCAAACAACCCUUUUAACACCGAUCGACCCGUGCAGACAAAUGCCCAGGCUCGUGCGGCGACUCUAUUUCUGUCUCUCCCGAACACUGGAACAUACCUACGAUUACUUAGCUCAGGCCGUGACCACUUGAUCUCCCUUCUUAGGCGAUCCAGUCACGCCGAGGCGCCCCUCAGUAUGCUCAAGGAUCGUUGGGAAGGCGCAAUAGAGACUGAUAAGAGUUACCAUCAGGCAAAGCUGGCGCGAGGAGAGUUUGCCGGAAUUCUGCCUGGAAAAACAAAGAAGUGGAAGGACCUAUAUGGCAUGCACUUCAAUUGGAUAGUAGAAGAAGCACUUGGUGCUGGGCUUGUAGAAUUAUUUGAAACAGGUAGUGUGGGACCGGGUAUUCGUUGUCUGUAG
Molecule: messenger RNA, 1140 nt
Organism: Penicillium taxi
Lineage: Eukaryota; Fungi; Ascomycota; Eurotiomycetes; Eurotiales; Aspergillaceae
Product: Stk19 family serine/threonine-protein kinase
Exons: 2
Coding region: 1-1140 (379 amino acids)
Biological process (GO): protein phosphorylation; positive regulation of Ras protein signal transduction
Molecular function (GO): protein serine/threonine kinase activity
Source: RefSeq, a predicted model, not a curated record